Messenger RNA from Closterium sp. Naga37s-1, 1281 nucleotides. Lineage: Eukaryota; Viridiplantae; Streptophyta; Zygnematophyceae; Desmidiales; Closteriaceae. The record is from the annotation of a GenBank genome assembly.
AUGCUCCACGUUGGGUGGCAUUUCUUGUCCGUAGUGACCAAUUCUUCCUGCUCCAGCAAGGAUCAGGCGUUUGCAGCGGGAUACGCGGAGGGGCAGCUGACGUCACUCCCCAUGCAGCAGCAUUUCGUUAACGAGUUCGGCAAGUUAAAACGCUCCCCGCGCCUGCUGCAGUACCUGCAAACGAAUCGCGCUUAUAUGGAGGAUAUUGUCGCUGCCGCCGAGGCUGGUGACGUGGCAGACGAGGAUAGGACGUUCUGGUGGCAGGUGGGUCUGGUGCUGGAGCAGGUGCGAGGGCUGCACAUGGGCUUUAACGACGCUGUCACGCCUGAAGAGCGGCUGCAAGCCAUCGACUUUGACAUCUUGAAUCUGCACGGGGACAUCCAAGAUCUACAGUACGUACUCGAUAUAGCACAUGCUGCACACGCGGACCGUGCCAGCACUGAUACGGAUGGGGACAAGAGUGAAAGCAGGAGCGAUGCAGCAGAUGGGGGCGGCAGUGGGGGCGGCAGCAAGGGGAGCGAGAGUGAGAAGGAAAGGCUUAUGCUCAUCUUCCCAGAUGCGUGCUCUGCCAUCAUCAAGCUACUGCCUGGCAAUGCUGACCUGCUCACAGCUCAAGCCACGUGGACUCGCCUUGAGACCAUGCUUCGCAUCUACAAGAUCUACGAUUUCUCAUUCCAACUCAAUCCACCAAUCAACGUCAACGCUGCUGCUGCUGCUGCUGCCACGUCAGCUGCCGAUGUCAUCCCGGGUCGUGCCAUGUCGUUCGCCAGCUAUCCUGGGCGUCUGUUUUCCGGCGACGAUUUUUACAUCACCAGCGCCAGGCUGGCGAUUCUGGAGACCACCAUAGGGAAUAACAACGCGGAGCUGUACCGGCGCUACGUGCGGGCCAAUGGCACGGUCCUGGAGUGGAUUCGCAACGUGGUGGCCAACCGGGUGGCGAGCAGCGGGCGGCAAUGGGUGGACGUAUUCUCGCGGCACAACAGCGGCACGUACAACAACCAGUGGAUGGUCGUGGACUACAAGCUCUUUCACCCAGGCCUACCUCCCCCAGAUAACACCCUCUGGGUGCUUGAGCAACUGCCAGGGCACAUUGUAGCGGAGGAUAUGAGCGCUCACCUGCGAUUGGAGGGCUACUGGGCAUCAUACAACAACCCGGCCUUCCCUGCCAUUUUCAACCUCAGUGGAUUCGCUGACCUGGAGCGGCGCCAUGGCUCGUGGUUCUCCCACUCGCAGUGCCCCCGGGCCAAGCUGUUUCGCAGGGACCACAGCAAGGUGGUGGAC